This is a messenger RNA of Entamoeba histolytica HM-1:IMSS, 411 nucleotides long. RefSeq lists its product as uncharacterized. The record is from RefSeq and is a predicted model, not a curated record. NCBI's taxonomy places the organism in Eukaryota, Evosea, Mastigamoebida, Endamoebidae. The transcript has a single exon. The coding region runs from base 1 to 411 and encodes 136 amino acids.
AUGAGUGAGUGUGUUGGUGAAUUAACAUGUUGUCUUUGUCCAUUGUUUGCUGGUUUGAUUGCCACACAAACAGAUGAUAGAAAAUGGGCAUUAUGGUUUGGAUUGAUAUUACAAUGUGUUGGAAUUGUGUUAUGCAUCAUUACACAAGCCAUAACCAUCAUUCUUGAACGAUUUGACAAACAAAAAGAAAGUGAUGAAAUUGAAUUAGGUAAUAAUGAAUAUCAAGAACCUACUCCAAUUGAAGAUGUAGAUGUUGAUACUAAUUUAGUUCAUCAAAUUGAAAUAGAAGAUGGAAAUGUUUCUGAGUCUUCAGAACUAGACAAAGAAGAAGAUACUGAUGAAAAGAGUCCUGAAGAAAAUGAAAAUGUUCAACCCACUGGUACUCCAGAACAAAAACCUUCUAACGAAUAA